Naegleria gruberi is the source of this 2508-nucleotide messenger RNA. RefSeq lists its product as uncharacterized. The transcript is spliced from 3 exons. Bases 1 to 2508 code for a protein of 835 amino acids. NCBI's taxonomy places the organism in Eukaryota, Heterolobosea, Eutetramitea, Acrasida, Naegleriidae. The record is from RefSeq and is a predicted model, not a curated record.
AUGAAUGACAUCUUCCACUCAUUUCAUCUAUCCCCUAAAGAAGAGAAGGUAACGCCACAAUCAUCAGCCAGUAAGGGAAGUGCAUCAAAAGGGUUAAACAGUUAUUUUAAACAAGGAGCACAUUCCACUGAUAUAAGUCCAUUUUCAAGUGAUGAUGGAGUUCCGGAACCAACAAAUAAUAAUUUGGCUUCAUUCCUUGAGGAUGAUAGCAACCUAGAUCCUAAUGUACAAAAAUCUAAAAUCGAUAUGUCUACAAUAGAUGAAUCCUUAUUUUCCUUUAUUUCAAAUCCUGCAAACUUUGACGAACAACAAUUAGAUGAAGAACAACAUCAAGAAGAGGAAACACAUAUUGCCGGUCCAACACAAUCCCCAAUCGUGCAACAAACAUGUGUUUCAAAGAAUGGUUCAUUGAAGAGCAACAACAGUGCCGAGAUGAUUGAGAGUUUUCUUACCACUUGUGAAAAUUUGAGCCAAUUCCUUGAGGGAGACUCUUUGGGAAGCAUUGAAGACUUUUUCGUGGGCUCCUGUUACGAUAUUUCAAAAUUAAGUUCAGAAGAGAUUAUCAAAUUGUUCCAAGAUAGUUAUGGAACUGGAAACUUUGAGUCGAAAAGAAGAUUUUCGAACUUUGUGUCUGCUAAGGUAAUGCCAUUCUUAGACGAAAUUAUACAUAACAAUGAGAAUUUUCUUGAAGAGACAAUCAAAAAAGAGAUUCAAAAGGAAAAUUAUAAUAGCCAAAAACUAUUAUUUUUAUUUAUGGUCUUUUGUGCAUUACAAGGACAAUCAAUCAAAUCUCAUAAAGGACAAAUAGAGAUGCUUAAACGAGAAGGUCUCUCCAUUUCAGCAAAACAUUUGGGAGAGCACGCAAAAAAAAUUAAGGAAUUUAUUGGGACUAUUCAAACAAAGGAUCAAAUCAUUGAGAAAUUAUCAAAGGAUAAUGAGCACUUACUUUCAGAAUUGAAUGCUAGUUGUCAGGAGAACGAUGGAUUAGUAAAAAAGGUCAAGAACAUGAAAUUGAAAAAGAAACAUGCUAUGGAUUGCUUGCAAGAAAAAUCCAGUGACCUCGAGAACUUGAGAAGAGAGCUUUCCUCAACAAAGACUGAGCUAUUACAAAAUGUGGAAAAGAUUUCUCUUCAAUAUCAAAGUGAGUUGAAACAAGCCAUGGUGAUGAUUUCAUUGAAGGAAAACCAAAUAACAGAAAAAAAGCAAACCAAUGAUUUUGCAGUAGAAGAAUACAGAGAAGAACUUAAAAAGCUUGAAGUGAUGGUUUGUAAGAAGGAAAAGCAAAUAGAAAGCCACAUCGAAAGAGAGAUUUCUUUAAAAAACACCAUGAGAGAAAUGCACUUAAAGUAUACCGAAGCUCUUUCCAAGAUUAAUGAACUUUCUAGGCUUACAAAGGAAUUGCCAACUGUUACCACUCCAAGCACACCAGUGGUAAACACUGAAAUUAUGGAUGCCAUCAAAGAAAUGAAAGCUGUUAAGGAACAUUUUUCAUCAUUGUUGGAGAAGGCAGUAGCAGUUCAUCAAUCUGUCGACACUCAAUCUUAUAUCAAUAAGAAGGAAAUGGAUGAACUUAAAAGAAAAUUGGAAAUGUACCAAAUUGAACUUACUCUGGAUCCAGAAGGAACAAGAGAGGAGAGUAAGGAGCUCAAGGCAAAAGUGGACAUUCUAUCAAAGCAAAAGGACAUGCUGUGUGAGGAAAUCAAGAGUCUUAACCAAGAACUUGCUGUAUUGAGAGUUAUUUCACAGGAAAGAUCUUUUGAAAAACAAAGAUUUGAAACCAAGAUAACAGAGCUUCUUGAAAACCAACAAUUAAGAGAGGAGAAAUAUAAGAAGCUUAAAAAGCAAUUAUUUAAGCUCAAGAACAAAGAAUAUCACUAUGUGAAAGAACAAUCCUCUCUCGAGCUAAAAACAGCCAAAUUGAUUGAUCAAAACCAAGAAUUAUUCCUUAAAAUUAAGUCUCUUGAACAUAACCAAAUGAUGAAUGAAGGAAAGAGAAUCAGAUUGUCAGUGGACUUGGCAGGUGCUUCAAAGGAACAUGAACUCUUAGUUCAGCAACACAAUAAGGCAAUUGCUAAACUCUCAACAGAUCAAGGAGAAAAAUUAAAGAAGGAAAAGGAAGAGCUAGAGCAAUUGGUGAUUAAACUCAAAGAUGAGAACGAGUCUCUGAGAAAAUCCAUUCAACAACAAAAUUCACAACUCUUACAAAUUGUCCAAAGCGAAGAAACAAUUAAGAGAGCCAUUAGCUCACCAAAUAUGGCUACUGAAUCAGUUUCAGGACAACAACCAUCUCCAACUUCUCCAACUUCAAUUGUUGAGCCUGAAGAAGGAAAGAAAGGGGAUAUUUCUUUCAGAGUUAUUCCUGUUAAACGAAAACCUCUUCAACAAGCCAACUCACAAAAUAUUUUGGAAAACAUUCCUCAACAAGCAACUAUUGGUGUAAAGAUAACAAAGAAACUCCCAACAAUUCUUCAUCCUGAAGGAAAGGAAAAUAUUGUAAAUCUAAGGUAA